Messenger RNA from Pelodiscus sinensis (Chinese soft-shelled turtle), 1041 nucleotides. The record is from RefSeq and is a predicted model, not a curated record. NCBI's taxonomy places the organism in Eukaryota, Metazoa, Chordata, Testudines, Trionychidae.
AUGGACAAAGCAGAAGGAAGGAACCAAACGCCAAUCAUGGAAUUCAUCAUUUUAGGAUUUGGGAUUGGCUCGGAACUGCAGCCCCUCCUCUUCCUGGUGUUUCUAGUGAUAUACAUUGUGAUUGUGGCUGGGAACCUCCUCAUCAUUGCGCUAGUUGUGUCUGAUCACAACCUUCACACCCCCAUGUACUUCUUUCUGGGGUGCUUGUCUUUCCUGGAGAUCUGUUACACUUCCGUCUUCCUGCCCAGGCUGCUGGAUGGGCUCCUGACUGGGGAAAGGACCAUCUGUUACACUUCCGUCUUCCUGCCCAGGCUGCUGGAUGGGCUCCUGACUGGGGAAAGGACCGUUUCCGUUCAGGGCUGCAUCAUGCAAUUAUAUUUUUUUGGCGGCCUGUCAACUACAGAAACUUUUCUUCUCACGGCCAUGUCGUAUGAUCGGUAUCUAGCAAUCUGCCACCCCCUCCGUUAUGCUGCUCUGAUGAAUGGCCGGGUGUGUGGCCACAUGGUGGCAGCGUCCUGGAUAGGUGGCUUUCUGGUUGUUACCCUCGCAAAUAGUUUCUUGUGGCAAUUAACGUUCUGUGGUUCCAGAGAAAUUGACCAUUUCUUCUGUGACUUUUCACCCAUGAUCAAGCUGUCCUGUGAUGACACUCGCACUGUGGAACUAGUGACAACUAUUGUUGCUGCCAUAGGGGCACUUGUGCCCUGUCUACUGACCCUAACGUCCUACGUGUGUAUCAUCACCUCCAUCCUGAGGAUCCCUUCCAGCACCGGGAGGCAAAAGGCCUUUUCCACCUGCUCCUCCCACCUCAUGGUGCUGACGGUUUUCUACGUGGGUGUGAUCACUGUCUAUGUGGUUCCCAUAGCCAGCACGUCCAAAGCCCUGCACAAAAUAUUAUCUGUCUUCUACAUCGUAUUGACUCCCUUGAUGAACCCCGUCAUCUACAGCCUGAGAAACAAGGAGCUCAGGGAGUCCUUGAGAAAAGCUGUUCAGAAACUGGUUGCUUAUGGAAACGGACAUAGAGAGUUCCGGGACACAUUUUAG